This is a messenger RNA of Echinops telfairi (small Madagascar hedgehog), 2308 nucleotides long. RefSeq names its product interferon regulatory factor 9 (gene IRF9). Gene Ontology annotation, molecular function: DNA-binding transcription factor activity, RNA polymerase II-specific; RNA polymerase II cis-regulatory region sequence-specific DNA binding; protein binding. The transcript has 8 exons. Gene Ontology annotation, cellular component: nucleus. The record is from RefSeq and is a predicted model, not a curated record. NCBI's taxonomy places the organism in Eukaryota, Metazoa, Chordata, Mammalia, Afrosoricida, Tenrecidae. Gene Ontology annotation, biological process: immune system process; regulation of transcription by RNA polymerase II.
AGAGAUUAGGCAGGCCUGUGAAUCAGGAAGCAGACCGGUCCUGUGCUAAGAAACUGACCAGGUCAGCAUUCCAGGCCCUGUCGGCAAAGGACAGGAGGGCCAUCCUGCAGAAUUUUCGAGUCAAGGGCUCUUCGCUCCAAGUCUCUGUUGACUGUUUUGUUUUUCCUGCCAUCUGGCCCUGCCCAUUUCCGGUGCCGCUCUGCUCACCGUUUCCAGCCCGCUGCCCCUACCAACCCUUCAGGAUCUCAAAAGGGUGCCACAGGUUGUGGGGGCUGUGGGUGGUGAGCAUUGAUAGGGCCAGCCUUUGCAAAUCCUCGGGCAAGCGGGCUGCGCCUUUACCAGGAUGAGAACACGGAGGGAACCGUCGUCUCUCGCAGGGAAGGUCCUGAAAGGCCUUACCAAGCAAACCAGGGCCUGAGACUUCCUCCCGCAGCGGCACUCAGGACACUGAUGGGCUCGUGUCCUUGUCAUUGCUGGGGGUGGCAGAGACCAAAGCAAGCCAUCCGGCCUUAGAGGGUUUGGGGAUGUGUCCACAGGCACAAGCAGAUGGGUGGGUGUGGAGGGGUCUGGGCAUGCCUGAAAGAGUGUGACCCCAAGGGCCCGGAUCUGGAUGGACAGGCGUUCCCGACAGUCUCCCUGAUGCUGAUGCUCCCGUACUCUCCGUCCUCUAGGAUGGCAUCGGGCAAGGCACGCUGCACCCGGAAACUCCGGAACUGGGUGGUGGAGCAGGUGGAGAGUGAGAACUUCCCAGGGGUACGCUGGGAUGACGACGCCAAGACCAUGUUCCGGAUUCCCUGGAAGCACGCAGGCAAGCAGGACUUCCGGCAGGACCAGGAUGCUGGCUUCUUCAAGGUGAGGGGCCUGGAGAACGUCCCCUGAGUGAGGAUGGGAGCAUCCACUGGCCGCUCNACCUGGAAGACUCGCCUGCGCUGUGCCCUCAACAAGAGCCCAGAAUUUGAGGAGGUUCCCGAGAGAGGCCACAUGGAUGGCGCCGAGCCCUACAAGGUGUAUCGGCUGCUGCCACCUGGAACACUCGCUGCCCAGCCGGACACCCAGAAAUCACCAUCAAAGCGACACCACAGCUCCAUACCCUCAGCGGGGGAGGAGGAGGAAGAAGAGGAGGAGACCAUGAAGAAGCACAGGCUUGGGCCCUUCUGGGUCCAGGAGCCCCUAAGUCAGGAGAGGGGAGCCAGCAGGGAAGCAGACCACACAGAGAUGGGGAGAAGUAGCAGCAGCGAGAGCAGCAGCGAUAGCCCCACGCCUCAGGAAGGAGUGAACACAACCGAUGAGCCCUUUCAAGAGGACGAAGGGUCUCUGGACCUUGAGCUCCCACAAAACCCAGACUACUCACUGCUGCUAACCUUCAUCUACAAUGGACGUGUGGUGAGGGAGACCCAGGUGCACGCCCUGGACUGCCGCCUGGUGGCCGAGCCCUUGAGCUCCCAGAGCAACAUGGAGCAGGUGUUUUUCCCCAGGCCCGACCCACCAGAGCCCACCCAGCACCUGCUGAACCAGCUCGAGAAGGGCCUCAUGGUGGCCAGCAACCCCCAGGGGCUCUUUGUGCAGCGCCUCUGCCCUCUCCACAUCUCCUGGGAUUCGCCCGAGAACCCACCUGGUCCGGGCCCACACCUGCUGCCCAGCAACAAGUGUGUGAAGCUUUUCAAGACAGACUGCUUCCUCAAAGAUGUGGCCAAGUAUAAGCAAGGCCUGGGUCCCCCACCCAAGUAUCAGGUAACCCUGAAUUUCUGGGAGGAGAGUCCUGGCCCUAACCACACCUCACAAAAUCUGAUUACAGUACAGCUGGAGCAGGCCUUUGCCCGCCAUUUACUUCAGGAGACCAGAGAGGAGCAGACAGCCACCCUGGCCCUGGUGCCGAGCCUGGAGGAGGACACCCCCGACUCCUCUCCUCUUUUCCUCCUCUUUCCUCUGGAGAAAUCCAUUGCACACACUGAAGACCUGCCUUCCUCUGUUCAUUCUCAGAGAUUAUAUGUGACUGCUACUUCCUUGAACUCUCCAUUGUACACUGGGUGGUAGGAGACUGAAGCGGGAUUGGGCGGGAUGGACCUCCACGCCCAUCCUCAUACCCCCCUGCUUUUUAAAAUUUUAGUUGUGAGAUAGAGACCAUCUUUCAUCUCCGAGGAACUAGGGAAUCCCCCAUGGCGGGAGCUCACUCACAAAACCUGUCCCUUUUCCUCCCUCCCCUCACCCCAGCUCAAAGGACAAGCACUUUAUACCGGUGCUCCCCCAUCUUCAUUGUGCGUUUGAAAUAAGCUGUUUUUGUUUUUUUGAAAUAAACUGUUUUUGAAAA